ACGUACAUUGUGUCGCUUUAAUGGAUUACUAGUGUAUGUAAACCACUUCAGAGAUUGCUUUUGAAUAGUUUUGAUCGAUUCAUAAUUGUAAACGGAUAUAUUUAUGACACUAUGUUUUCUAUCAAUUUAGAAAUAUUGCAUGACCGCACGUUUGGCGUAAAAUAUAUUUGCCAGUAGCUGGGGGGCCUGCGUAUACGGGAGCUUACCGCGUUUAAGUGAGAAAGUUGUUGCAAAACUUCAAAGAUGGCGUCGUUUUAGUGUUUUUCGUGAAGGAGUAGCGGAUAUUUUCAUCCGGGAAACUUGGUGAGUGACAGGCUUUACGGGGUAUGAACCCGAUUCGAAGGUCAGACGCCACACUUUGGUAAAAGGGACCCAUUCCCGGUCACGAUAGGGACGUCUGUAUCACAGAUCUCAAUAUCAUGAUGUUCCAAUGCACGCGGUUACUGGGCCUUUUGAGUCUGAGUAUCAUCACCCAUGUGGCAAUCGGCCUGCGCAUAGGUGCAUUCAAUAUCCAAGUGUUCGGACGGUCGAAAAUGGGAAAACCGGAGGUUGUGAGUGUUCUAGUGGACAUAUUAUCGCGAUAUGACAUCGUUUUAGUACAGGAGAUACGCGACAAUAGCGGCGAGGUCAUAACAGAGCUAGUCGCUUAUUUGGCGGCUUCCGGUAACAAGUUUCAAUUCGCCGUCAGUUCGCGCCUGGGUCGCACGUCGAGCAAGGAGCAGUAUGCGUUCUUGUACAGACCGGAAAUGGGCAUCAGUCUGAUGGACGAGUAUGUGUUCGACGACGGAAAUGAAACGCUCAAUACCGCGAACGUUUCGAUGGAUUUGUUUGAACGAGAGCCGUAUGUCGUGAUGUUCAAAUCUACGAAGACGAGGUUGGCAACGUUCGUCUUAGCAGGAAUACACGUCUCGCCAAGCAAAGCUGUGGAAGAAAUCAAUCAUCUGGCGGACGUGUUUGCUGACAUCAGACGCAAGUGGACCAUAAACGACAUCAUGGUGCUAGGCGAUCUGAACGCUGGCUGCUCAUACGUUUCACAAAAGGACUGGGACCGCAUUCCGCUGAAGCAUGAUCCUGCUUACGCAUGGCUGCUUCCAGACGACACCGACACCACAGUAGGAGGCACCCAUUGCGCUUAUGAUCGGUUUGUAAUGACCGGAUAUAACUUCCGGCGAGAGUAUCUAAACGACAGCGCUAUAGCGUUCCGCUUUGAUGACGCAUACGGACUUCAUCACACUUUUGCGUUAGAAGUGAGUGACCAUUAUCCAAUAGAAUUGCAGUUAAAGGACAGAGUGACCAGUUCCGGACUUACAAUCGUUACACUACCCAGUGGUUAUGACAUUAUUUUCCUAAUGUUUUCAUACACUCGUAUGUACAUGGAGAUUUAGGAUAUUAAUUGGGACGGUCUUCAUAAAGUGUAUUA
Messenger RNA from Dreissena polymorpha, 1420 nucleotides. RefSeq names its product deoxyribonuclease-1-like. The record is from RefSeq and is a predicted model, not a curated record. NCBI's taxonomy places the organism in Eukaryota, Metazoa, Mollusca, Bivalvia, Myida, Dreissenidae. Gene Ontology annotation, molecular function: DNA nuclease activity. Gene Ontology annotation, cellular component: nucleus. Gene Ontology annotation, biological process: DNA catabolic process.